AAGCAAAGUUUACAACGGUUUUAUUAGUGAGAUUUUUUCAUCUUUUGUGUGUUACAUUAAACUUUUGUUGUAUCAGAAUCGAUAUUACAAAGUAAUUACUUUGUAAUUGUUGAAAGUGAAAAUAUGACAUCGAGUGUGUGUUAAAUUAAUUAGAACAGAAUGAAAUGAAAAUUUGAGGUUAUGUUCUUUGAUACAGCCGGUAAAUAAAUGGAAAUAAAGUUCAUAGUACAAAUAAAUCAUUUUAAUAAGGCUUAAUUAGAUGCUAUAAAAAAAAAAAAAUUCAAAAUUUAUCAACUAUCAUAGAAGUUAUAAAACUGUCAAGAGUUGUCAACAAUUUCGAUCUUCCCUCAAUAUUGGUGACUCAAAUUAAAAUAAAAAAUUACCGAGGCCAGAAAAUUAAAUUUCAAGAUGCAGAUUGUUUAUAAGUCAAAAUUAUUUAUUUCAACCUAUAAACAAAAAAACCUAUCUCGAAUUACUGCCGACAGAAAAAGGAAAAAAGAAGAAUAUUAUAUAAAUUACAAGUUAGAGGGAAUUUUAAAUUUCUCCAGAUUAUUAAUCUUCUUUAAAAAAAAAGAAUAUAUUGCAUCUAUGGACAACAAGAUAAGAUUGACGGAUGGUGAUGCUGAGAAAUCCAUCACCGCUGCGAGGCGAAACUCCGCCGAAGAAUUCAAGAAAACUUGAACAAAAAAAGGGAGGUCGAAAUUCCAGGGGUGUAAGUCCAAGUGAAAGAUCAACAGGAUCUCGUGGAAGUAGUCCUGGGAAAAUUAGUUUAUACUCAAAGGGCUUGAGAAAAAGUCCAUCUCUUGGAUCCAGAGGCAGCGAAACUGGGAGUAUAGAAAGAUUAAAUGUCGGAGAUCGAAGAGCAAUUGCCUCGAAACAUUUGCUUCCCGAAGAUAAUAUCAAUGUCGUCAUUCGAGUGCGUCCGCUUAGCAAUAAGGAAAUUAAAGCCAGGGAUGAUAUGGCCGUUCAAUUUCCUGGUGGAGGACAGAUAUACUGUGAUGGCUUCUCGCACAGUACGGAGAAAAAGGCAAAGUUAUUUUCAUAUAAUGCUGUCUUUGAGCCUGCAGCCACUCAGGAGGAUAUUUUAUUAUAUUCCGGAAUUAAAAAGCUAAUAGAAAUGGCGGUUGAGGGUUUCAGCUGUACUGUCUUCUGUUACGGCCAAACCGGAAGUGGGAAAACGCAUACUCUUACGGGACCACCUGGACUGUUUUUAAAAAUGAAUCCCUAUUCAGAGGAUCAUGGAUUGGUCUUCCGCUCAUUUGUCUACCUCUUUAAACUUUUACAAGAACGACAGGAAUGUAAUUUUGUCUUAAAAGCCUCAUUUUUGGAGAUUUAUAAUGAAAAGGUUAUAGAUUUAUUAAAUCCAGGUUCGAGAAAGCCACUCGCUGUUCGAUGGAGUAAAAAAUCACGCGGUUUUUUUGUUGAAAAUCUUUUCACUGUUGAGUGUGAAGAACUUGAUGAUCUUUUAGCAGUAUUAGAAGAAGGAAUGAGAAACAGAGCUGUCGGUUCGCACAAUAUGAACGAUCAUUCCAGUAGAAGCCAUACAAUACUGACUGUUCACAUCACUUCCGAGCAGCAGAUGGAAAAUGGUGUUUUCAUUACAAGACAGGGAAAAAUCAAUUUUGUCGAUUUAGCUGGUAGUGAAAUGACAAAAAAAACUCAAAGUGAGGGUAAAACUCUCGAGGAGGCUAACAACAUUAACAAAAGUCUGAUGGUUUUAGGUUACUGUAUUGCGUCUUUAAGUGAUGGUAGAAAGAAAGGUGUUCAUAUUCCAUAUCGAGAUAGCAAAUUAACAAAAUUAUUAGCUGAUAGUUUAGCAGGAAACGGAGUUUCGCUGAUGAUUGCCUGUAUAUCACCGGCUCGUUCCAAUGUCAGUGAGACAAUAAAUACUUUACGAUAUGCUUCGAGAACGAAAAAAAUCCGAACCAAACCCAUUGUUGUUAUGGAUCCCAGAGAAGCUUUAAUUUUAAGUUUAAAGAGAGAAGUCGACGCAUUGCAAAUGGAAAAUAAUAGUCUCAGAGCCGCUCUUUAUCUUGGAAAUGAUUCUUCGAGUAACAAUCGAAAUGAUUCUAAAGCAGAAAGCCGAGUGCCAAAAACUCCACCAGUUGAUUUGGAUAAAUUGGCGGAACUUGAAAAUUCCGAGCUUAGCCAAUUGGUUCGGGUCUAUAUUAAUGAGAAUGAAGCAUUGCGACGUGAAAACGCUGAACUUUAUUCGACACGCGAGCAAGUGAUACGUGAUCAGGAAAUUGUUUGCAGAGAAAAUGAGCGGCUUUUAAAAAAAUUAGAGGAUGUCAAUUCCGUUUGUUGUCGUUCACCAAUUAUACCGGCACGACCAACUUAUUCUUCAGAAAUGCUUAAUGGCUCAAAUAAUGAAGAUCUUCCAGAUUCCACGAAUAUAUGGACCAAUCCAAAUGCUCACUCGACUUCUCCAAAUUAUUCCGUCUCCAGGGAUUUAGUGGAUGUAAAUGGAAUUUCAAAAUAUGGAAGUGUAAUGCCUGAAAAAGUAUUAAAAGAAUUGGACAAACGACGAAUUAUCGGUAGCGUUAAUAAUAUUGCCGAGGCCUAUAAAGAUAAAAGUCAUCAUCGUCGUCAUAACUCUUGGGAUAAUGGAAAUGAAUCUUCAGUGAGUCCGGAUCAAACCAUUUCUCUAGUUAACGGAAGUCGCCAAAAACGAGUGACAUUGCGUCGCACGUCAACUGUUCCUGAGGAAAUAAAAAGUUCGUCAAAAAUAAAUGACGUCUUGGGUGGACCUGUUUUUCCAAAUGUCGUACAAUCAUUAAAUGGCACUCCAGAUUCUAUUUUGAGCGGAUUACUUUUAGAGGGUGGUACAUCAGUUCCAGAUUCAGCUGAAUCCGAAACACCAACUGUACCAUUUCCAUUAAUCACAUCGUCAUUUACAACAGCAGCAAAUCAAUUGUUUGACAAUAAUUUUCAUGAUGGGAAAUUAUUGUUGAGAACAAAUUCACGAUUGCGAAUUAAUGAUAAAAUUUCUAAUACAUUGAAAGAUAAUUUACAUCGUGCUUUUGGUAGUCCCGUUACGCCUGAUGAACAAUUUCAUAAUCAACCAAUUUAAUUUUUGAUUAAAUGAUAUAAAAUUUUAAAAAAUAUGAGAAAUAUAGGUAUAUAUAUAUUUUAAAUACCGCGGGUGUAUAUGAAUUAAAAUUAAUUUUCAUAUAGAAAAUAUUAGUGCAAUAGGAAGUUGUACAGAGUUGAUUUUAUGGAAAUAAUUUAUUUUGAACAAUUUUAUCAAUAGAAUAAAAAACGUUCAGCGA
Leptopilina boulardi is the source of this 3272-nucleotide messenger RNA. RefSeq names its product kinesin-like protein KIF12. Gene Ontology annotation, biological process: microtubule-based movement. The record is from RefSeq and is a predicted model, not a curated record. The coding region runs from base 614 to 3073 and encodes 819 amino acids. NCBI's taxonomy places the organism in Eukaryota, Metazoa, Arthropoda, Insecta, Hymenoptera, Figitidae. The transcript has 18 exons. Gene Ontology annotation, molecular function: microtubule motor activity; microtubule binding; ATP binding.